AUGAGCGGCAGCGGCGUGGAGUGGGAGGUGCUGGUGCCUUCGCUGGUGGGAGUCACGCCUGCUAGCGCCCUCCUCGCCGCCACCGCUGCUGCAGGCGCGUUGGGGCUAGGCUUCGCACUGUUCAUCGCCGUAGGGGUGCUGUUCCAGCCUCGGUGGAUUAUCACCUGGGUGCGGCAGAACCAGCCACACAUACUCUUCGAACACGUCACCAAAGAUCGUCUGGUUGCUCUGACGAUCGAUGAUGGGCCGAACGGAGACACGACCCACGAGCUGCUGGAUAUUCUCAAGGAGCACGGGUGCACGGCCACGUUCUUCGUGAUCGGAUCCAACAUUGACCGAUACCCCGGCAUCGUGGAUCGCAUGCAUGCAGAAGGCCACGAGAUGGGCAACCACAUGACAGAGGACGAGCCCAGCUGGCGCCUGUCAGCUGGCGACUUUGAGUCGUCGCUGCUGGCGGUGGAUGCCAAGCUCCACCGCUACUUCCGCAGGGAUCCUGGAGGCAACCCUGUCAAGUGGUUCAGACCGGGCCAUGGGUGGUACACCAAGCGAAUGCGGCAGCAGGCGCAGAGGCACGGGUACAACGUGGCUCUGGGCUCUGUGUUUCCCAUGGAUCCGCUUUUCAAGGACAGCAGCCGCCCUCUUGCUGCCUACUGUCUCUCAAAGGUGUACCCAGGUGCUAUUAUUAUCCUGCAUGACCGUCCCCAGCAGGGCACACAAACCGUUGAGAUUCUACGGAUGAUGCUACCAGAGCUGCGACGGCAGGGGGAUGGCGCGGCACGGGUGUUGUGGACGAAGAGAGUUCUGGCAUCAGCGCAGCGCAAAGCCAGCUCCCCGUUCUCAUACAAGCAACCGGAGUUGAAGAUCGAUACCAUGGAUUGGGUGGUGAAGCACGCGCGACUGGGCGGCGACCCGUUGAACGGCUUCGACGUGUUUCUGACGGGCGUGCUCACCGUCAACGCGCUCAUUUUUAACCCCAACGCGUACGGGCUGAAGAUCAACGCGAUAUAUGUGCACGCGGAGUACAACAACACGUUUCUCGGCAACUCCAAGCUCCCCCCCAUGAACGUGUACCCGUUAAAGUCGUCCCCAGUAAAAGCCCCCUUCAACCUGGUGAAUAUCCCUAUGAAGAAAGGAUGGCACAUAUACCAGAAAGGGGAUGUGCUUGCAACGAAGAUCGACAUCCAGGGAUUUGGAAGAUUCACAGGCUUCGGAAUCAAAAGUCCUGUGAUGCAGGUCAGGACCACAUGUUAUGUUAUGUACGUGCUUAAAGGUGGGAAGAUUAUUUCUCAAACAUGCAACAGCCCAGACUUCGAUCUUGGUUGGUUUGGGAAUUCGAAGCUGGGCACAGGGCCAAGAGUAGAGUGGAUUCGUGUGACUGACAGUUUGACCAACACGUACUUACAGGCGCGACCAUUCCAACUCAGACACUUCCAAGCCCAGUAUACUGAACCCACCACCAUGGCUCGCGUAAACCGUUCAUGCGUAGCAGCACUUUUUGCGUGCGUUCUUCUCGUCGUCGCCGCAUCAUGCGCUCUCGCCGCCCCUUCGAAACCCAAAGUCCCCAGUCUCCCGUCCAUGCCCAAUAUCACCGCCAUUCCAUUUCCCGGCAUUCGAAGAUGUCUGCUCACGUCCAGCCUCAGCUCCAGGAACGUGCUCAGUGCGAGCUUGGGAGGAGACUCGCUCGCCAGAGGCAACUUCCGCGCCUUGGUCUACCAACAGGGCAACCGCACGAUCAACAUCAGGAUUCACUUCGACGUCGACGGUCUCACGCUCCCUCUGCCGCCCACUAGCCAAACCCUCUACGACGGCCGUCGGGGCAGCAACGGCACGCCGAUCUGGGAGAUGCCCAAAGCGUGGACGGUCGGUACCACCCCCGACGAGUUGAAAUAUGACACGUGGAUCACGGACGCGACGCGCAAGCUCGUUCCCGGGACAUCGAUGACACCUUUCCAUCCACUGCUAAACUCGACGCCAUUCGAUAGGAGCAUGGCUCGUUCAGUCGCCAUCGCCGUCGUUUUAGCCGCGCUGGCUGCCGUCAUUUGCGCCGCGUCAUCCGUCAGCGCAGUAACCCCCUCGCCCUCAACAGUACCAGCCCCGUCCGCGAAGGGCGCGCCGGUACCCCCGACGACGGGCGGAACAGCGCCCAAGCCAGCGCCGCCGCCGACGAAGGCGCAGCUGCGCGCCGAGCUGAAGAAGCUGUCAGCGGCGAUCACGGCGAAGUACCCCAAAUACGCCAAGUACUCGACGCAAGUCAACAAGGCCAUCAACAUCGCCCUGAACUCCAAGUACAACCUGACGGCCCUGCAGAGCGCCACGAUUCUGCUGAUGAGCGACGCGGUUGCGGACAGCCUGGCGCUGCGCUUCAAGGGCAAGAAGAUCUCCAACGACGUGGCAUACAACCUCACGGCCGUGCAGAUCGUCGCGACGCGCCUCACGCUGCCGCAGCUGCAGGCGGUGAAAAAGGGCCAGCUGCUGCCGACGCAGCUCAGCGGAGUGAGCCUCGUGAAAAUGUCCAAGGCGGGACCGAGCGUGGUGCUGGGGCAGCAGGGGCUGGCGAAGGCCACGUGGAGCACGGUGAUGGACCCCGAGAUGUACGUCGGUCCGUACUUCGUCGCGCACGGAGUUGACAACCCGCAGUUCCCCGUGGGUACCAAGCUGCCCGCGUAG
Messenger RNA from Closterium sp. Yama58-4, 2667 nucleotides. Lineage: Eukaryota; Viridiplantae; Streptophyta; Zygnematophyceae; Desmidiales; Closteriaceae. The record is from the annotation of a GenBank genome assembly.